ACGGUGGAUUUAUUUAUUAUUUUUUUUAAACUUUGAGCUUGUAAACAUUUUGAAAAGAUGAUAGUGGCGUUGUGUUUGCGGCGAGCUCUGUGCCACGUGACCCUGAGCUCGGCGUUGAGGAGCCACAGAAGCUACAGCAAGCCUUCAGUCAGCCAAUCAGACCGACUGCGACUGUUUGAGGCCUUCUCAAAAAGGCCAGACCAGAAAGGGGCGGCGCCCGGACAAGAGCUGAGCAUCCGAUUGGCCGAUGGCAGAACAUUGAAAGGAUUGUCGGGGGUCACGACCCCAUUACAGAUUGCUCAGGACAUACGGGUUAAAGGAGCUGUAGUGAGCAGAGUGAGUGGUGCAUUGUGGGAGUUAUCUCGCCCCCUAGAGGCCGACUGUGAGCUUCAGCUGCUCAGCUUCGACUCCUCAGAGGGAAGACAGGUGGUGUGGAGGACAGGUGCGUGUGUUUUAGUGAGUGUGAUGGAAACACAGUUUGGUGCUCAGGUGUGUCGUGAAGGUGUAUCAGACACUGGACUGUACUGUGACUACAGACUGGACAACAGCUUGGUGUGUUUAGAGGAGGUGGAGAAGAGGUGUGUGGUGGCGGCAGCAUCGAAACUCCCCAUCACCACAACGCAACUGAGUGCGCACCAACUCCGACAGCUCUUCCAGGAUGAUGAUGUGAGGCUGCAGUGUGCUGAGGAGGCUCUGAUGCAUGGAGACACAGUCAGUGUGUACAGGUGUGGAGUGUGUGUAGGUGUAUGUUCCGGUCCACUCCUCCCUCACACAAGCUUCCUGCGCUCCUUUAAGAUGUUGCAGGUUUCUCCGGUGACUUUAUCGUCCAAUCCCGAUGCAGCAGGUGUGCAGAGGAUUAUGGGAGUUUCGUUUCCCGGUGAGAGAGAGCGAGAGCGGUGGGAGCAUGAGCAGGAGGAGGCGAAGAAACGAGACCAUCGACGCAUUGGAAAGGAGCAGGAGCUGUUCUUCUUUAAUGAUGUCAGUCCGGGAAGCUGCUUCUUCCUGCCCAAAGGAGCUCAUAUUUACAACACGCUCACUGAUUUUAUAAAGAGCGAGUACAGGAGGCGAGGCUUCAGUGAGGUCGUGACCCCGACUCUGUACAGCACGUCGUUAUGGCAACGCUCAGGUCACUGGGAGCACUACAGCGAGAACAUGUUCACGGUGACGUGUGAGCCGCACACAUUUGCCCUCAAGCCCAUGAACUGCCCCGCCCACUGUGUGAUGUAUGAGCAGAGAGUGAGAUCAUGGCGUGAGCUGCCACUUCGCUGGGCCGACUUUGGCGCGCUGCACCGCAACGAGCACUCAGGGGCACUAGGGGGCCUAACUAGGGUACGACGCUUCUGUCAGGAUGACGCACACAUCUUCUGCACACCCGAGCAGUUAGAAGAAGAGAUGACGGCAUGUUUGGACUUCGUAAGGAGUGUGUAUCGUGUGUUUGGUUUCACAUUCCAUUGCUUGCUCUCCACUCGCCCCGCCCAGUUUCUGGGAGACUCCGCCCUCUGGGACACGGCAGAACAGCAGUUGGAGAAGAGUCUGCAGUGUUUUGGUGAGCACUGGGAGCUGAACCCCGGUGACGGCGCUUUUUACGGUCCAAAGAUCGAUAUCCAGAUCCGAGAUGCGAUUGGUCGACAGCACCAGUGUGCCACCAUCCAGCUGGACUUCCAGCUGCCAAUCAGAUUCAACCUGGAGUAUGUAGGAGCUGAUGGACAGGUGCACAGACCCGUGAUGGUGCAUCGUGCAGUUUUGGGCUCACUAGAGAGAAUGAUUGCCAUUCUGGCUGAGAAUUUCGGUGGCAAGUGGCCGUUCUGGCUUUCACCAGCGCAGGUCAUGGUUUUGCCAGUAGGGGACAAAAGUGAGCAGUACGGCCGGGACGUGGUCCAGAGAUUAAAGGAAGCAGGUUUUAUGGCUGACCAUGACGAUGACCACGGUUCCACCUUAAAUAAGAAAAUUCGCUCAGCACAACUUUGCCAAUAUAACUAUGUAUUUGUGGUAGGAGAGAAGGAGCGACAGAGCGGGACAGUCAGUGUGAGGACGAGAGGAGGGAAACAACUAGGGCAGAGGUCAUUGGAGGAAGUGAUGACAUCACUGAUGGAGCUCCGAGAGAGCCGCAGCAACCAGGAGCAUUUCUGAAAAAAACACACACACACACACACACACACACACACAUGCGUUGUUGCGUGGCAGAAGAAGUAAACUUACCUGAAGAGAGGAGUGUGUGUGAGAGAGAUGUCCUGUCAUCCAUGUUUUGUGUGAUAUUUAUAAUAAAAUCAUGUCAUUUGUGAA
Molecule: messenger RNA, 2283 nt
Organism: Pangasianodon hypophthalmus (striped catfish)
Lineage: Eukaryota; Metazoa; Chordata; Actinopteri; Siluriformes; Pangasiidae
Gene: tars2
Product: threonyl-tRNA synthetase 2, mitochondrial
Exons: 18
Coding region: 58-2130 (690 amino acids)
Biological process (GO): threonyl-tRNA aminoacylation
Cellular component (GO): cytoplasm
Molecular function (GO): ATP binding; threonine-tRNA ligase activity
Source: RefSeq, a predicted model, not a curated record